Colletotrichum orchidophilum is the source of this 501-nucleotide messenger RNA. Its product is annotated as UDP-glucose,sterol transferase. The transcript has a single exon. NCBI's taxonomy places the organism in Eukaryota, Fungi, Ascomycota, Sordariomycetes, Glomerellales, Glomerellaceae. The record is from RefSeq and is a predicted model, not a curated record. Bases 1 to 501 code for a protein of 166 amino acids.
AUGCAAAGUCACGGUGAAAGGUCCGUUGUCAUUUACUACAGACGCACCAGCGACUCUGCCGAGAACCUCAUGAGGAAUGCUACCGAUGGCCUGCUGGUGGACAUUCCCCUCGCGGUGAGUGAGGGUCUGCGGGCGGUACUGAACCUGCACGGUGAGCCGGUGCGCAAGCAUGACGCCGUCAAGAGGUUCCGCAGCGGCGUCUCCGUGGCGGGCAAGACGUUUUGCCAGGACAUGAAGGGCGGCCUGACGGAGAUUUUCAUCCACACAUAUACUGGCAAGAAGGAACAGGGUGCCCCGGGCGCCGCCAAGGGGUUCGGUAUGGACGUGGUUAGCCUGGUGACCAAAAGCACGGCGUCGACGUUUGGUCUCGUGAGUUAUCCGGCGCAGGGCAUCUACCGGAGCAUCUGGACUGCGUCCUAUGCGGAUACGAGAAGUAGCAUUGAGGAUCAGAAGCAUGGUCUCCAUGAGCCCGAGCUGGAAGAUGGAUCACGCGGCUAUUGA